Messenger RNA from Meriones unguiculatus (Mongolian gerbil), 5767 nucleotides. RefSeq names its product EPH receptor A3 (gene Epha3). Gene Ontology annotation, cellular component: plasma membrane; neuron projection. Gene Ontology annotation, molecular function: transmembrane-ephrin receptor activity; ATP binding; protein binding. The transcript is spliced from 17 exons. Gene Ontology annotation, biological process: axon guidance; cell surface receptor protein tyrosine kinase signaling pathway; protein phosphorylation. The record is from RefSeq and is a predicted model, not a curated record. The coding region runs from base 136 to 3090 and encodes 984 amino acids. NCBI's taxonomy places the organism in Eukaryota, Metazoa, Chordata, Mammalia, Rodentia, Muridae.
UAUCUCCAGUGUCAAACUUGACAUCAGCCUGCGAGCGGAGCAUGGUAACUUCUCCUGCAAUCAGAGCGCUCCCCCUCACAUCAGUGGCAUGCUUCGUGGAGAUAUGCUCCUCUCACUGCCGGGUGCCCCAGCAACAUGGAUUGUCACCUCUCCAUCCUCGUCCUGCUCGGCUGCUGCGUCCUCAGCUGCUCCGGGGAACUGAGCCCACAGCCUUCCAACGAAGUUAAUCUACUAGAUUCAAAAACAAUUCAAGGCGAACUGGGCUGGAUCUCCUACCCAUCGCACGGGUGGGAAGAGAUCAGUGGCGUGGAUGAACAUUACACACCCAUCAGGACAUACCAGGUUUGCAAUGUCAUGGAUCACAGCCAAAAUAAUUGGCUGAGGACAAACUGGGUACCCAGAAACUCAGCUCAGAAGAUCUAUGUGGAGCUAAAGUUCACACUUCGGGACUGCAACAGCAUUCCAUUGGUUUUGGGGACUUGCAAGGAGACCUUUAACCUUUACUACAUGGAGUCUGAUGAUGAUCACGGUGUCAAAUUCCGAGAACAUCAGUUUACAAAGAUUGACACCAUUGCCGCUGAUGAAAGUUUCACUCAGAUGGAUCUCGGGGACCGCAUCCUGAAACUCAACACUGAGAUUAGAGAAGUGGGACCAGUCAACAAAAAGGGGUUUUAUUUGGCUUUUCAAGAUGUUGGUGCUUGUGUUGCGUUGGUGUCUGUGAGAGUGUACUUUAAAAAGUGCCCAUUUACAGUGAAGAAUCUGGCUAUGUUUCCAGACACAGUGCCCAUGGACUCCCAGUCCUUGGUGGAGGUGAGGGGCUCCUGUGUCAAUAAUUCCAAGGAGGAAGAUCCUCCCAGGAUGUACUGCAGUACAGAAGGUGAAUGGCUUGUCCCCAUCGGCAAAUGCACGUGCAAUGCUGGGUAUGAAGAACGAGGUUUCACAUGCCAAGCUUGUCGACCAGGCUUCUACAAGGCUUCAGAUGGUAUUGCCAAGUGUGCUAAGUGCCCACCACACAGCUCAACACAAGAAGAUGGUUCAAUGAACUGCAGGUGUGAGAAUAAUUAUUUCCGGGCAGACAAAGACCCUCCAUCCAUGGCUUGUACCCGACCUCCUUCCCCACCAAGAAAUGUUAUCUCUAACAUAAAUGAGACCUCAGUUAUCCUGGACUGGAGCUGGCCCCUGGACACAGGGGGCCGGAAGGAUAUUACCUUCAACAUCAUAUGUAAAAAAUGUGGGUGGAAUAUCAGGCAGUGCGAGCCUUGCAGCCCCCACGUCCGCUUCCUCCCUCGGCAGCUCGGACUGACCAACACCACGGUGACAGUGACAGACCUCCUGGCACACACUAACUACACCUUUGAGAUCGAUGCCAUUAAUGGGGUGUCAGAGCUGAGUUCAACACCGAGACAGUUUGCUGCAGUGAGCAUCACAACCAAUCAAGCUGCUCCAUCACCUGUCGUGACAAUUAAGAAAGAUCGGACCUCCAGAAACAGUAUCUCUUUAUCUUGGCAAGAACCUGAACAUCCAAAUGGAAUUAUACUGGACUAUGAGGUCAAAUACUAUGAAAAGCAGGAACAAGAGACGAGUUAUACCAUUUUGAGGGCACGAGGCACAAAUGUUACUAUCAGUAGCCUCAAGCCAGAUACUACUUAUGUAUUCCAAAUCCGAGCCCGGACAGCAGCGGGAUAUGGAACCAACAGCCGCAAGUUUGAGUUUGAAACUAGUCCGGACUCUUUCUCCAUCUCUGGUGAGAAUAGCCACGUGGUGAUGAUUGCUAUUUCAGCAGCAGUGGCCAUCAUUGUCCUCACUGUUGUCAUUUAUGUUUUGAUUGGGAGGUUCUGUGGCUAUCACAAGUCAAAGAACAGUUCUGAUGAGAAGCGCCUUCACUUCGGGAAUGGGCACUUAAAGCUUCCAGGUCUUAGGACAUAUGUUGACCCACAUACAUAUGAGGACCCUACUCAAGCAGUACACGAGUUUGCAAAGGAGUUGGAUGCCACCAACAUAUCUAUCGACAAAGUUGUUGGAGCAGGUGAAUUUGGGGAAGUGUGCAGUGGCCGUUUAAAACUUCCUUCCAAAAAAGAGAUUUCAGUGGCCAUCAAGACCCUGAAAGUAGGCUACACAGAGAAGCAGAGGAGAGACUUCCUGGGAGAAGCGAGCAUCAUGGGACAGUUUGACCACCCCAACAUCAUCCGACUGGAGGGAGUUGUUACUAAAAGUAAGCCAGUGAUGAUUGUGACAGAAUACAUGGAAAAUGGCUCCUUGGACAGUUUCUUACGUAAACACGACGCCCAAUUCACAGUCAUCCAGCUGGUGGGGAUGCUCCGUGGGAUAGCGUCAGGGAUGAAGUACCUUUCAGAUAUGGGCUAUGUGCACCGAGACCUUGCUGCUCGGAACAUCUUGAUCAACAGCAACUUGGUGUGUAAGGUGUCUGACUUUGGACUCUCACGGGUGCUCGAAGAUGACCCAGAAGCUGCCUACACAACCAGGGGAGGAAAGAUACCAAUACGGUGGACCUCACCAGAAGCAAUUGCCUACCGCAAGUUCACAUCAGCCAGCGAUGUGUGGAGUUACGGGAUUGUUCUCUGGGAAGUGAUGUCUUACGGAGAAAGGCCAUAUUGGGAGAUGUCCAAUCAGGAUGUGAUUAGAGCAGUGGAUGAAGGCUAUCGCCUGCCGCCUCCCAUGGACUGCCCAGCUGCCUUAUAUCAGCUGAUGCUGGACUGUUGGCAGAAAGACAGGAACAACAGACCCAAGUUUGAGCAGAUUGUCAGCAUUCUGGACAAACUCAUCCGGAAUCCAAGCAGUCUGAAGAUCAUCACCAGUGCAGCAGCAAGGCCAUCAAAUCUUCUUCUGGACCAAAGCAAUGUUGACAUCACUAGCUUCCACACAACUGGUGAUUGGGUUAAUGGUGUCCGGACAGCACACUGUAAGGAAAUCUUCACCGGUGUGGAAUACAGCUCCUGUGACACCAUCGCCAAGAUCUCCACAGAUGACAUGAAAAAGGUUGGUGUUACUGUGGUUGGGCCACAGAAGAAGAUCAUCAGCAGCAUUAAAGCCCUAGAAACACAAUCUAAGAAUGGUCCCGUUCCAGUGUAAAGUACUAGAUGGAUUUGAGAAAUGGGGAAGAUGUGGCAUCCUCCUGCAAACAGUUGGAGAUGAAGAGACACUGGCGAGAGCUCCCAAUCUAAUAAGACACUCAGUUAUGAGUCCAAAUGCCUUAAAAUUGAAUUGAAAAUCUCCUUAUUUUCCCCUAUCAUUUUACAGAUGGGUGGGUGUGUGCAUUUUGUUUUGUAAUUGCUUUUUUAUGUUAAUUGAUGGGGUCAAUUAAAAUUCUUCAGCUCAAAAUGGAAGAACUAGCAGAGAGCCAUUGAUCAUAAACUAUCAUGGAAGUAAACCAAGUAAACUAGCAAAAUGGACCUGACAGCUUUGUCAUGAAUGGCCACAGAAAAAAAAAGAAAAAGAAAAAGACUUGUGAUAUUUUUAUACACAGAAGAAAUCUGUAACAGGUAUUUUGUUUCUUUAAAAGCAAGCAAAAUAGAGGCAUUUAUACCUCAAACUAUCUGGCCAUAUUUACUACCUUAUCACGUUAGUAUUCUCUUUUAUCUGUUUGAAGCAUAUAGAGAUGAAGUUUGUAGUUGUUUUAAAUACUAUACAUUUUUACUUGUUACCUUCCUUAAGCAUACUGUGUAAAAACAUGCCUUGAUUUUUGGGGGAAAGCGCCUAUUUAUUUUCUUUCUUUGGAUGGUUUUUAUUGCUUUGUAUUUAUUCCUUGAUGACUUAAUUUGAGUUUUGUUACAGCCAAGUGCCAAAUGCUAUCGCAAAUUGUCAACAGUAAGAACCAUGUUUAAAUCGACCCAGAGAAGGAUGUGUUCCUAAAACUGUUGAACAAUCCAGUUACAUGAACCAACAAAGUGAAACGCGUUCCCUGUUCAUACAGUAAUCAAAUCAUCCCGGCCUGAAUUAUCCCAUUCAUGUUUGUCUCUCCAUUUAUCAGUAACUGUGUGCUCCUAAUUUAGUGUAAAAUACUGGCUUGUAUGUAUUGUUUUUUUUUUUUUUUUUUUUUUUUUUUUUUUUUUUUUUUUUUUUUUUUUUUUACCAGAUGUCAUACCUUUCUUACUCUGGUGCUUUAAAGACAUCAACUCCUUUCAUUCAUGAAGGAAACUUGUUAGAGCUCCAUAACUUUGCAAAACUCGAAAGAUCAAAAUGAAGUUAGGUGGUUACAUUAAUUGAUAGCAGCCUAUUGGUAAAUGCAUCUUACACCACACACACACACACACAUAAACACACACACACACACACCACUGACUUUGAAAAGUCUCUUAUUAUCAUUGCUUAAACUUGAAAAACUCCUUGUAGAGAAUGAUGAUAACUGAGCUACUUACUCAUUUGCAUCACUGGGGUGUAGGUCAAUUAGUUACACAUUUUCAUCAUCAGUAUCAGGUACAGCUAUCUUUGAGUCUUCCAUGUCAAUGUACCUAUUGCAAUUUGGGUGCAUGAUUAGAAGUCCUGAACUUCUGAAGAUGUUAUUAAACAUAUCAUUCUUGAAAUAUCAUCUCAUCUAGCAAAUGAAUCCACAACUGCGGGCAAAACAGAGAUGUCUCACUGUAGGAUUGCAGCCUUGUUGUUCCCUAAAGGCCAGUCUUGAGCAUGUUCAUAAAUAUUGAGAAGGACAUGCCUAGAGGACAUCCAGAUUACCAUACAUGCAGAAGCAAUAUUUUAGAUGCUGACUUUUCUUGCUAAUGUUGCCUUUCCAUACGUUCAGAAAAUGCAUGUGUACUAGAAUAAGAUGGUUAAUACAAUGCUGCAACAAGUAUGUCUAUAUGCAAAACAGGACACUAAAGAAAUCUAGCUUCCAAUCAUAAAGGAAAGCUCCCAAAUGGUGAUAUGUUGUAGAUUUAGUAUACUAGGGCUUAGGUGUGUGUUUCUUUUUUUCAGAUGUGAAAUUGUUUCCCAAAUUUUGGCAAUAUUCCUUAUAAUCUAGAAUUUGUAUUGGACUUACAAGAGCAUAAACAUUUUGGAAACAGGCCAAUGAAAUUAAUCAUAAAUUUUGCUUAUAUCUCCUGAAAGCAGCAAGAAAAUAGUCUAAUGAAGUAUUUUACAUUUUGGAAUAUUAGGUCAAAAUUUAAAUAUAAUAACUGUACCAGUUUGCUCAUAACAGUGUUCAAUCUCUUAGGCAAUAUUCUGGACAACUCAACAACAAAGAAUUUCAAAAUAAGUAGAUGUUGAGAAAUGUUGAAUCUGUCGCAUUUAUUUUGGCUGGGUUUCUUUUUUAUGUUUGAAAGUCGAUGUGGUUUAAACAAUACAUUGUUCUUCAUUUGUCGGUAUUUUUCUACUUGAUCAUUUAUGAAUUUCCUUUGUAUAACCCCUUCCCUGUACAUAUGUAAACAUAACAAUGUACGAAUCUGGACUGGGGAGUAGAGGUACUAGAAUGCUUAGGGCCAUCUCUUUGUACAGGAACUACAUUGCCUUCCCAUAACAAUGAGGCUGCCACUCCCUCACAAAUUAUAUAUCAUAUUAUCUGAUUUGUAUCUUAAAUUUGAUUUAUAGAUAUUAUUUAUUUCUGGCUACACACCCAGUCUACGCUGUACUAAGUAUCUCUCAAGCCAUGUAUAAAAAUGAUAUGAUUGGCAGUAUUGUCUACUUUAAACUUGCUUUUUAAAAACAUUGUUCAUUUAGUUUAUGUUGCACAAUGUAGAUGGCCUCUUACUAAUGUAAAGUGAUUUCUAGUGGGAACAUUUAUAUUUUUAUAAUAAACAUAAUGAAAAUAUUUUUA